Molecule: messenger RNA, 2043 nt
Organism: Leptomonas pyrrhocoris
Lineage: Eukaryota; Euglenozoa; Kinetoplastea; Trypanosomatida; Trypanosomatidae
Product: putative beta-fructofuranosidase
Exons: 1
Coding region: 109-2043 (644 amino acids)
Biological process (GO): carbohydrate metabolic process
Molecular function (GO): hydrolase activity, hydrolyzing O-glycosyl compounds
Source: RefSeq, a predicted model, not a curated record
AGAAUCGUAACUAAUAGCAACCCUCGCUGACUCGCUGACGUACUCCCAACGAGCACCCCCUCGCUCUCUCCUUUCCUCUCCACACCUCUAACGGCAAAAGUCGCACCAAUGAUCGCUGCCUCGGUGCGUCGCGGCGUGAUCUGGCUCCUCGUGGCGGUGGCCAUGAUGGCCGGCCUCGCCUUGGCCCUGGACGGUGUGCCGUACGAGCCCAUCUUCCACAUCCGCCCGCCGAAGAACUGGAUCAACGACCCGAACGGCCCCUACCGCGACCCGGUGACGGGUAAGAUCCACCUGUACAUGCAGUACAACCCCAACGGCCCUCUCUGGGGCGACAUCGCGUGGUACCACGUCACGUCGGACGACUACGUCAAGUGGACACGCCCCGAGUCGCCGGUGGCGAUGUGGGCGGACAAGUGGUACGACAAGUGGGGCGUGUACUCGGGCACGAUGAUCAACAACAACCACAGCGAGCCCAUCGCGGUGUACACGUGCACGGAGCCGGAGAACAUCCAGCGCCAGUGCCUCGCCAGCCCGACCAAGGCGGAUCUCGUGGGCAAGCGCACGCUGGACCGGCUGGUCAAGAGUGCGCGCAACGUCAUCCUGUCGGAGGACGACGUGCCCGGCGUCGUCGGGCUCGGCAACUUCCGCGACCCCACGGAGUGGUGGGAGGACCCGGAGCACCCGGGCCAGUGGCUGAUUGCCUUCGUUGCCCGCAUCAACGACGCCGAGGGCGACAACGCGCACGUGGUCAUCUUCCGCACGCAGGACCCCACCUUCCAGUCCGGCUACAAGUUCUCGCACAGCCUCUACGUGUACAAGUACGACCUGGAUGUGAUGUUCGAGUGCCCGGACUUCUUCAAGCUGGCGCCGACGGGCGAGCACUACCUGAAGGUGUCCACCAUGCCCUCGCACCGCGACUACAUCAUGUACGGCUCCUACCAGCUGGACAGUAAGCUCGGCCAGUACGUCUUCGUCGAGGAUCCCGCACGCAGCUUCACCUUCAUCGACUACGGUCCCCUCUACGCCUCGAAGACGUUCCACGACCCCAUCCUGAACCGCCGCACCAUCUGGGGCUGGACCAACGAUGAGCUGAGCGACGACCAGAUCCGUGCCAACGGGUGGUCGGGCGUGCAGAACAUGCUGCGCACGGUGGAGUACGACAGCACGGAGAAGAAGCUGAAGACGCAGCCCGUGCCGGAGAUCAAGGGACUGCGGCUGAACAAGCUGGUGGAUGUGGAGGGUGUGCCCGUGACGAGCACGCCGACGCAGAUCAUCCGCAGCAACACGAACAACACCCUCUACCACGAGAUCGUCGCGAAGUUCACCGUGUCCGACCCGUCCAUCUUCUCGGCGACGGCGACGUACGCCGCGGACGGGUCAGACGCCCCCGAGAUCGGCGUGAUGAUUCGCGCCAACGCCGACCUCACGCAGAGCGCCAGCGUGUCGCUCAAGAUGCCCCCGUACGGCCCGAGCGUGGUGCCGGGCAACCAGCAGAAGGAGGACUGGCCGGCGAUCAAGAUCUUCGACGGCCCCGACGCGGCGAACUGCAGCGCCGAGUGCAACAAGCUGCGCCUCUGCGAGUCCUACACCUACUUCUCCAGCACGAAGAGCUGCAAGAUGUACUGGAAGAUCAACCCGAUGGAGGCCAGCGCAGACGCCGCCAGCGGUCUCGUGCGGGAGCCGCUGCUGUACCUGAGCCGCGAGGCCUCCAAGUCGAUCGGCUCCACCGGUCCGCUGAGCGGCCGCGCGCCGUUCGCCACCGCCACGCCCAACGGCUUCGAGCUGCACAUCUACGUGGACAACAGCGUGAUCGAGAUCUUCAAGGAUGGCGGGCUGGAGACGAUGACGAGCCGCCUCUACAUCGACAACGGCGACGACACGACGGGCGUGGCCGUGUACGCGAAGAACACCGGCGCGGCGACGGUGACCGCCAGCGUGGAGGUGUACACGAUGGACACGAUCUGGAAGGCGCCGGUGGCGAAUGCGGCGAAGAACUUCACCAACUCGCUGUACAACCUGCUGGACACCCUCAUCGACGUCUAG